AUGACUCAACUGCCGAAAUAUACCGACGAGCAGCUUGAGACAUACCUCAGCCGGAUCUCAUACCCUAGCAGCGAGGCCAGCGCCUCGUUGGUUCAAAGUGUCCGUCAAAAUGUUGCAAAAGAUGCACUUGGCACAUUAUUCGAGCUGCACAGGAGACAUCUUAGUUCGAUCCCGUGGGGAAAUUCGGGCCUGCACUACUCGCAGCACCACACCAUAUCUCUAAAUCCAGAGACUUUGUUCGAAAAGAUGGUUGAGCGACGUUUGGAUGGAUAUUGCAUGGAGAACACAGGGUUAUUUCACAGUAUACUGCGAUCCCUGGGAUACGUUGUAUAUGCCAUUGGCGCCAGAAUUGGCCAGGCUGUGGGUACGGGGGUGGAAAAUGGAUUGUUUUCACAAUUGAGCCAUAUGGCUUUGAUUGUUGUCAUUGAUGAGGUGAAAUAUAUGGUUGAUGUUGGAUUCGGUGCCUACAACGCUACAGCGCCUUUGCUUCUAAAGGAGGGCCUCGUUGCUACACGUAUCGCACCGUCGGAAAUGCGUUUAAUCAAGGACAGCCUGGUUGAAGCUACAGACAAGAGUCAGAAGUUUUGGAUCUACCAAACUAGACACAACCCCGAAAGCACUUGGCUGUCCAUGAUAUGCUUUGCGGACAUGGAGCUCCUGCCGCAAGAUUUCGAACUCAUGAAUUUUGGCGUUAGUCAGAGGCGGGCUAGCUGGUUUACUCAAAGAUUUGUCUGCACGCGGAUGAUCCUUGAUUCGACAGGGCAAGAGAUCAUCGGACAGUGCAGUCUGGCCGGGAAGGACGUCAAGAGAAGGAUGCAUGGGCAAACAGAGGUUCUGCAGACUAUUGAAAGCGAGCAUGACCGGGUCAAGGCCUUGGCGCAGUAUUUCGAUAUGCACCUUCGUGACAGUGAAAUCCGAGGGAUUCGGGGAUUGGCUUCGCAGAUCCAAUAG
Messenger RNA from Penicillium waksmanii, 951 nucleotides. Its product is annotated as arylamine N-acetyltransferase family protein. The transcript has 3 exons. NCBI's taxonomy places the organism in Eukaryota, Fungi, Ascomycota, Eurotiomycetes, Eurotiales, Aspergillaceae. Gene Ontology annotation, molecular function: acetyltransferase activity. The coding region runs from base 1 to 951 and encodes 316 amino acids. The record is from RefSeq and is a predicted model, not a curated record.